AUGUCAGUUGGCCUAACUCAUCUAAAGCCCGCUGUGGUUGAAGAGCGAAAUAGCGAAAUAGAGUAUCGAGUUGUGAAUAACGAUGGCACACGAGAGAGCAUGAUUCUUUUGACAGGACUCAGGUGCUUGUUCCAGAAGCAACUGCCGAAAAUGCCAAAGGACUAUAUCGCACGCCUCGUCUAUGACCGUACCCAUCCAUCUAUCGCCAUUGUGAAGAAGCCCCUAGAAGUCAUUGGCGGUAUAUCAUUUCGAGAAUUUCGACAAUGGGCCGGUGGCAUCAUCACUCCAAUCGACCCGCUCACUAUUCCUCAUAUCCGGGCAACCGGUUGGUCCCCAGACAUGGACGAACUGUCAAGACAACCACGCCACGGGCCUCAUUUUAACGAAAUGCGACGGCUUCUGUACCAAGUUCAAAACCACAAACAAGCAUGGCCUUUUCUCCAGCCAGUCAACAAGGACGAUGUGCCCGACUACUACAACGUCAUAACAUUCCCGAUGGACUUAUCGACGAUGCUCGAAAGACUGGAGCAUGAUUACUAUGCGGCGCCAAGGGAUCUUGUUCGUGAUCUCAAGUUGAUUUUCAGCAAUUGUCGGAAAUAUAAUGACGCAACGACUGUCUAUUCCAAGUGUGCGACAAAGCUGGAAAAGUACAUGUGGGGACUCGUCAAAGAGAUCCCUGAGUGGUACAGUUUGUUAGAGGAGGAUGAAGAGUGA
Fusarium verticillioides 7600 is the source of this 714-nucleotide messenger RNA. Its product is annotated as histone acetyltransferase. NCBI's taxonomy places the organism in Eukaryota, Fungi, Ascomycota, Sordariomycetes, Hypocreales, Nectriaceae. Gene Ontology annotation, molecular function: protein binding; histone H3 acetyltransferase activity. Gene Ontology annotation, biological process: chromatin remodeling; positive regulation of transcription by RNA polymerase II. Gene Ontology annotation, cellular component: histone acetyltransferase complex. The transcript has 2 exons. Bases 1 to 714 code for a protein of 237 amino acids. The record is from RefSeq and is a predicted model, not a curated record.